CUCACCACAGGACAGGCAGUCGGUCAAGAUGCGGUUCUAUGCGUCAAAGUUCCCCGAAGUGGACGAGCUGGUGAUGGUACAGGUCAAGCAGAUCCAAGAAAUGGGUGCCUACGUCAAGCUGCUCGAAUAUGACAACAUCGAGGGCAUGAUCUUGCUCUCUGAGCUCUCCCGGCGACGCAUCAGAUCGAUCCAAAAGCUCAUCCGCGUCGGGCGCAAUGAAGUCGUCGUCGUCAUGAGAGUCGACAAGGACAAGGGCUAUAUCGACCUGUCAAAGCGCAGAGUCUCGGCAGAGGACGUCGUCAAAUGCGAGGAGCGCUACAACAAGGGAAAGACGGUCCACUCGAUGAUGCGACAUGUGGCAGACAAGUCGGGCUCAGAUCUCGAGGAACUCAACAAUGCCAUCGCCUGGCCGCUGUAUGCCAAAUUUGGCCACGCAUAUGAAGCUUUCAAGGUCUCUAUAGGUGAUCCCGAAUCUGUGUUCGGCGGUCUGGAAGUCAACCCAGACGUGCUAGCGGAUCUCAAGGACCAUAUCGCACGCAGACUGACCCCUCAGCUCGUCAAAGUGCGAUCCGACUUUGAGCUCACCUGUUUCUCCUACGCCGGCAUCGAUGCCAUCCGACGCGCCCUCAGAAAGGGCGAGGCACUGACGACGAGCGAUGUGCCGAUCAAGAUCAGGCUUGUCGCGCCACCUCUGUAUGUCAUCAUCAGCAAUUCCGCAGACAAGACAGGCGCCAUCGCACGGUUAGAAAAAGCGCUCCAGGUCAUCGAGGAUUCGAUCACCAAGGAGGGCGGCAAGAUUGCUGUCAAGCUCGCGCCAAAAGCUGUCUCCGAGUCUGACGACCUCGAGCUGUCCGCGCUCAUGGACAGAGUCGCAAGGGAGAACAAGGAAGUCUCGGGCGACGAGGACAGCGAGGGAGAGGCAUGAUCUGCUUCUCCACAUACGGACGUACUCAAAAAGAGAACACCUUGCAAGCCCUGUUGUCACAACAUUUACAUCUUUGCGCUUUCUCGCGAGUC
Molecule: messenger RNA, 1017 nt
Organism: Mixia osmundae IAM 14324
Lineage: Eukaryota; Fungi; Basidiomycota; Mixiomycetes; Mixiales; Mixiaceae
Exons: 5
Coding region: 29-925 (298 amino acids)
Cellular component (GO): eukaryotic translation initiation factor 2B complex; eukaryotic translation initiation factor 2 complex; eukaryotic 48S preinitiation complex
Molecular function (GO): translation initiation factor activity; ribosome binding; RNA binding
Source: RefSeq, a predicted model, not a curated record